This is a messenger RNA of Myzus persicae (green peach aphid), 4825 nucleotides long. RefSeq names its product probable cation-transporting ATPase 13A3. The transcript is spliced from 19 exons. The record is from RefSeq and is a predicted model, not a curated record. Gene Ontology annotation, biological process: intracellular calcium ion homeostasis; polyamine transmembrane transport. The coding region runs from base 752 to 4435 and encodes 1227 amino acids. Gene Ontology annotation, molecular function: ATP binding; polyamine transmembrane transporter activity; P-type transmembrane transporter activity. Gene Ontology annotation, cellular component: membrane. NCBI's taxonomy places the organism in Eukaryota, Metazoa, Arthropoda, Insecta, Hemiptera, Aphididae.
CAUUAGGUAUUCUACAGCCACAUAGGUUUAAAGUGAAAUGUCUUUAAUUUGGUAAACGCAAAUACACGUGAGUGAAUUUAAUUAUCAAUAUGUACAAUUAUUGCAAGCGGCUGACUCAACUCACAAGUAUUAAUACCUACCUUACCCGCAAACUCUUUUAAUAAUAUUUUUCAAUAUUAAGACGUGGACAACCGUCACUAUCAUUGAUCGGCAAACACGUGAAAUGGACGCAUAUUUAUACGAUAUCGAUCUGGCAAUGACGACUAAAUUGUACCGGCUUCAUAUUAUUAUAGCACAAUGGUUGUGACAUUUUUACAAAUCAAAAAUAUUCUUAUAUAAGACUAGUCUCUAUAAGGUAAGUCAAAAUAAAUUCAAGUUUGCCCUUGAUUUGACUGACUUGAUGAGAAAACAACCACUGAAGAUCGUUAAUAGCUUUAAUUACUACUCAUUGAGCAUCUACGCAUAAGCCUAGUAUAGAUGUACAAUAGCAUGCAAAUUUUAUUGAACUGAAACACAAACCAAGAUAUCAAACUACUGACCCUCGGAACGUCGCGUUCAGUAUCCGCCUAGUGUCGAAUAUAAAGUGAAGUAUCCGAACAUACAGUUAGGAUAUUUUCUACUCCUACCUUAAGCCGGUCUUACAAGUAGGCCAAAUUCAGGCGGUUUCUGAACGGCUCGUGAAUGCCUGUACGUUCGUCGGUUAACAAUCGCAGAUUAUUACGAUCGUUAGGAAUUUUAAAAUUUCCUGACUAUGGCAUCAAAUGAAAACUGCCCUACAGUAGAUACAGGGGCAGUUUUUAAACAUAAUGGCUUCAAUUCAAAUUCGAAGAAAGAACCAAUUGUUAGUGAUAAUGCUUUGCUCAACGUUGGAGAAGACGAUGAAAUGGAGAUUUAUGGAUACAAGCGAAGUGGACCAAUGGCUGUCAUUAUAUGGAUUCUUAUAUUUUUGACUUUGGGAUUUAUACGUUUAUUAUUUCAUUGGUGGCCUCAUUGGGUAUUGUACGCUAUGUACAAAAGAUGUCCACUUAAUAAAGCAGAACGUGUUCUCAUAGUCGAAAGUUAUGAAGGGAUGUACAAAUCGUAUUUUGUGAGACCAGUAAAAAACGUGUCUAUCAAAAAGAUCAACAAAGAAGAACUUUUGUUAGCCAAUAACAUUAGCAAUUUGGAUUCUAUUGCAAUUGAAGAAAACCACAUAGCAUUAGAAAUAAAAUCCAUUAGGAUACAUUUAAAUGAUGGAUCAUGUCAAGAUGUAAGUCAAAUAAGAGCAGUAGAAAUAAAAAAGAUCUGCUACGUUUGGUGCGAUAUUCAAGGGAAAUUCCAAAAACUUGUCGGUUUGGAUCGAGGUUUAACAACGGCACAACUGCAUACAUAUAAAGGUUAUUCUGUGCAAGAACAAUUAAUCAGAAAAUGCAUUUAUGGAGAAAACAAAAUCAAUGUACCUACUCAAAAUAUAUUAUCACUGAUAUGGCUAGAAGUUCUUAAUCCUCUAUAUAUUUUCCAAGCUUUUUCUCUUGUAGUAUGGUUUUCAGAAGGUUAUGUGUAUUAUUUAGGAGCCAUAGUUAUCAUGUCAGUUUUUGGAAUAACAUCAUCAGUUAUACAAACUCGUGCGAACCAAAGGACUUUAUUAGAAACUGUAAAUACCCUAGAUAAAGUGACAGUAUGCCGUGAUAUGGGUGGAGCUAAUUCUGCAGCUAUUUAUGAAGAUAUUCCCACAACAGAUUUGGUACCGGGUGACAUAAUUGUUGUACCUAGAAUUGGAUUUGAAGUACCAUGUGAUAUAGCUUUACUUUGUGGAACAUGUGUCGUUAAUGAAAGUAUGCUAACAGGUGAAAGUGUACCAGUGCUCAAGACUGCAUUACCUAAUAUAAAUCUUUUGUACAAUGAACGUGAAGAUGCAAAUCAUACUUUAUUUUCUGGAACGAAAGUUUUGCAAGCACGAUAUUUUUCUGAUAGAAAGGUUCACGGAGUAGUCUUAAGAACGGGAUACUUGACAGCAAAAGGAUCAUUGGUAAGAUCAAUUCUAUAUCCCCCACCGGCUGACUUUAGGUUUGAUAAGGAUACAUAUCGUUUUAUUUGGAUUUUGGCUGCGGUGGCGACUUCUGGUUCAAUUUAUACAGCAGUGUCAAAAGCAUCUAGAGGGUUGACAGUUUUUGACAUCCUAGUUAAGUCUUUAGAUCUGUUUACAAUAGUUAUUCCACCAGCACUUCCAGCUGCAAUGACGGUUGGAAGACUAUAUGCAUUACGAAGACUUCAAAAACAUCAACUUUCUUGCAUGAAUACGAGAGUUAUAAAUGUUUGUGGAUCAAUUGAUUGCAUAUGCUUUGAUAAAACAGGAACAUUGACAGAAGAUGGUUUGGACAUGUGGGGGGUAGUACCAGUCGAAAAUAACCAUGAACUAGGUUCACCUAUUAGAGAUGUAACAACAUUGUCAAACGACCAUUCGUUAAAAUUGGGUAUGGUGACUUGUCAUUCAUUGACACUACUAAAUUCAACCGUUUCAGGAGAUCCACUUGACAUAAAAAUGUUUGAGUCAACGGCUUGGUGUCUUGAAGAAUUAGAAGUUUCAGAUGCUUCGAAGUUCGAUGUACUAAUACCCUCAAUUGUGCGAAAUCCAACCACUUCAAAUGAUGGCAAACAAAUAGAAAUCGGUCUUAUACAUCAAUUUCAUUUUUCCUCAUCACUGCAAAGAAUGAGUAUGAUUACAAAAACUAUUGGUGAUCCACGUUUUAUUGUUUAUACAAAAGGGUCACCAGAAAUGAUUCAGUCAUUAUGUAUUCCUAGUACUGUGCCUAGCAUGACUAAUACUGUAUUACGGGAGUAUACUGAAGAAGGAUAUAGAGUUAUUGCUCUUGCUCAUAAAGUACUUCAAAAUUGUAACUUUGUUCAAAUUCCAAAAUUAAGACGAGAAGAAGUCGAGUGCGACCUAAUUUUUUCUGGCUUAGUCAUUUUAGAAAAUCGCCUAAAGGAUCAAACUACCCCUGUUAUUGAAGAACUUCAAGGGGCGAAUAUGAAAAUCAUUAUGGUUACAGGUGAUAACAUCCUAACGGCUGUUAGUGUAGCUAAAGAAUGUGGAAUUGUAUUGCCAUCAAAGACAGUAGUUGACGUAACAGCUGAUGAAAGUCAAGGAUGUAGUCCAAAAAUAUACUAUACAGCUAGUGGUAUUACAUCACCAAUGAGAGCUACAUCCACAUUCGAAAACUUUCAUUCGAAUAAAAACGAUUUAGAGCUAGAAGCUCGAGUGAACGGAGAUUACAGCUUUGCGAUGACUGGUCGGACAUGGGCUAUUAUUAGGGAUAAAUUUCCUGUUCUUCUCCCUAGGAUACUAGUUAAGGGAGCUAUUUUUGCUAGAAUGACAUCCGAACAAAAGCAACAAUUAAUACAAGAACUACAGUACAUUGGUUAUCAUGUCGCCAUGUGUGGCGAUGGUGCAAAUGAUUGCGGAGCGUUACGAGCUGCACAUGUUGGAGUUUCAUUAUCAGAAGCAGAAUCGUCAGUGGCAUCACCAUUUACAUCACACAUAGCAAAUAUUUCUUGUAUGCCUCGUAUCAUUCGAGAAGGACGAGCGGCACUUGUGACAUCAUUUGGAAUUUUUAAAUUUAUGGUUCUCUAUAGUUUGUUGGAGUUUACUUCAACGUUUAUUUUGUAUAACAUAGACAGUAACUUGACGGAUUUCGAGUACUUGUUUAUUGAUAUUGGUUUAGUGGUAAACUUUAUGUUCUUUUUCGGCAGAAAUGAAGCUUUUCAGGGAUCAUUAUUUAAAAAGCCUCCGUUAACAAGACUAUUAUCAUUUAUCCCUAUGUUUUCGAUGGUUGCAAACUUACUUGUAAUGGUAUCAACACAAGUUUUAUCUUUUUACUUAGUGCAUAAUUUUUCUUGGUUCAAACCAUUCGACUAUACUCAUCCAAAAGAGUAUAGAUGUUAUGAAAAUUAUGCAGUUUAUUCUGUUUCUCAGUUUCAAUACAUAAUAUUGGCUCUAAUAUUUUCGUAUGGGAAACCAUACCGAGGACCAAUUUACAAAAAUACAGUCUUUUUCUCUAGUUUACUGACUAUGACGGCUGUUUGUUCAUAUAUAACGUUGUUCCCAGCCGAUUGGAUUAAGGAAUUAUUACAAUUGCAAUUUCCUCCGUUCAUGGAAUUCCCAAUAAUUGUGGUUACAUUAGCUGUAGUUGAUUGUAUCUUAUGUCUGGGUAUAGAGUAUUUUAUAGUUGAUUAUUUGCUAACAAAAAAAUUGAAAUUGGGAUCAUAUGAUUCUAGUAAUGACCACCUAUAUCAUUCAGUGAAAGUCGAACUAGAUUCUUCUCCUGGAUGGCCACCUAUUUGCAAACAUCAACCAAUGAUUACAUCUUCGUCUUUAGAAUGUAUGCGCAAGACUGAAAUUGACACAGAACAGUUUGAACGUCAAGAACGAGUUAAAACAAUGAGCACUAAUUUAUGAAUUGUAAUGGCAUGAUCAAUCUUUAGUUUAGGAUUGAUAAAUCAAAGGAAAUAAAAUGCUUUAAAGUAUACAUUUCGCAUAUUAUAUAAAACGGAUAACGAUUUUCAAGGUUUACAAAUGCACUAUAAUACUUGUAGUCCAAUGUACCAGUUACCACUACUAAGUAAUUUCCUCAUAGAUAUUUUUAAGAAAAUAAUUGUAACGGUUCAUUUUUUUUUUUUGAACCAUCACUACGAAUAUUGUUAAUUAAUAUGGCAUGUUUUAUAAAUGAUUGACUUAUGAUGCUAAUAAUAUUAUUGGGCAUAGUAGUUUUACAUCGAACAGCUUCAAAAUGUCUUAUAAAUGUAUAAAAGUGUGACACUAUUAAAUCAUAAAAUAUUUAUAUUUAUA